AUGGAAGUGAAAGACCCUAGAUCUGAUGUCGAGAACCUUCAACUAAAUAUCGAUGAUGCUACAUUUAAUCUUUAUUGUGCUUGUUCUUCUCUUUACGCAUGUUAUACUACUAAUGAUUCCUCAAAUGAGAGAUUUGUUAACCUUCGCCAGGAGGUUACUAAUGACGCCAAGAUAUAUGGUGAUAUUAUUUUUCCACAUUCGACUAAAGUGGUACAGGCAGUUAAAGAUACUUUUGAAUAUUAUUCAGCACUAUCCUGGGAUGAAUUUACGACUUGUAUAACAGAUAUAACUGAGGAUGUUAGAAAACAUAAUGAAGAAGUUAACAUUGCGAUAGAAUACCAUAGAGAAAUAUUAAAAAAUUUUAACGCUCAUGCAAAAAACGCAGAUGAUGUAAUUAAGUCAUUGGAUUUAGAUGUAAAGUUAAAAAAACAGCAAGCAGAAAGACUUCAAAAGGCUGCAGAUAAGAGAUAUAAGUGGGCUAUAGUGUUAUUUUUUGUCCCAGGCGUAAAUGUAGUUGGAACUCCACUUUUAGCUAUGAGUGGUGAUGAUUAUGAAGUUGAUGCAAUUGCAGCGAUAGAAGAAUCAGAUUUAGCAGGAAAGGCUUCUGCUUGUAUCAGGGAAGCACUUUGUCCGGCAAUACAGAAUUUUAUUACCGCUUUAUUAGGUAUUCAGGGGUUUUUUACUAAACUUUUAAGUGAACUUACCACGGUAUCCAAAUUUGAAGCCAAAAAACCGCAUUUUAUUUUGUAUAAUAAAAAGGCGGAUACAAUUUUGAAAUCUUGUAAUAAUUAUUUUGGUGCUAUUCCAUAUUCUUUAAGUCAGUUAGACGCGCUUCCUACAACUUAUGAUAAAAAUUAUGUUCAAAAUUGGGUGGCAAAAAAAAAGGAGGAAAUCAAAGCUAUUGAAAUUGAAGAGGAUGAAGAGGAAGAAAAUAUCGAAAGUCAAAUUAAAAAUAUUUGGGAAAAAUUUUCUAACAAUGAAGAAAAUUAUAAUUAUUCAAGGGUAUUAUACAUCCUUUGCGAAUUGGCACUUAUAUCAUUUAAGGCAACAAAAAUAAUAAAGGAGCUAAAGAAAUCUAAUCAAUUCUUUGUGCCCAGUCAUAUUACAGUGAUCAAUCAAGAUACUAGUGAAGAGAGACAAGAAGUAAACCCAGAAGCAAAUAACUGGAAUCGUGAAUUUGCCAAGGGUGAAAGGGUUGCAAGUCGCGUAAAUAAAAUAUUAGUAGAAUCGGCCACAAUUUACCAUAAAGGUAAACCAGCAAUAAUCAAAAAUGAAAUGGUUGCUGCCAGACGUUCA
Molecule: messenger RNA, 1296 nt
Organism: Cetraspora pellucida
Lineage: Eukaryota; Fungi; Glomeromycota; Glomeromycetes; Diversisporales; Gigasporaceae
Source: the annotation of a GenBank genome assembly